AUGUUCCCUCGCUCGGGUUCACAUGUUGUGUCCGAGCUACCUGCAGGUUCGGCUUCGGCGCUGCCGCCAUGCGGACGGCGCGCCGCCACUGCAGCCGCGCGCUCGCGCUUCUCGCGAGAGACUGCUCCGCGGCCGCACGGAAAGGAGUGCACGGCUUUAGUGCGGAGUGGCCCCAGCGAACAAGACCCGCACCCUGCAGCAGCCACCGCCGCCGAAGCAGCAGUAGCAGUAGCAGUAGCAGCAGGCUGUCAGGAGGAGGAGAAGGCAUGUUUGCUGCCCCUGCCUCAGCCGGACGCAUGCCGAGGGACGCGCACCGCCAUGCUGUGGCUGGACCCAGAGGAUCAAGUGCUGGCAGCUGACCGCGACGCGAAGUCACCGUUGCCUCCAUUGACGCUGCCGUUGCCCUGUCGCCCUGCAGAAGGCGCCUAUGACAGCGAAGAGGACCCCGAUGGCGACAAUGAUGACGUUAGCGACUCGAGCAGCCUUGCCGGCGCUGGCAACGCCGCGACUGACGGCGGUUCCGGUUCCGGAGCAGCGGCAGCGGCAGCAGCGCAUAGCAGCGGCCCGGGGGGCAGCAGCGACCUUCGCAUGGACACGUGCGGGUCCGCACCUGUGGCACCACCGUCAGCAGGUACGGAGCCGGCCCCGCCCUCCGUCGGACCCUCCGACAUGGCGACUGCGCAGCAGUGCUCCGAACGCGCCACCACGCCGGCGGCAGCUGGUUUGAGCUCCGCCGUCUCGACCUCCAUGGACGCCGGGGCGGGAGACGGCGACGGCGGCGGCGGCAGCAGCAACAUCAGUCAACGCCACCCGACUUCGGACUGUCCAGCGGCCGCCACCGCCGAGGCGACGUUCCAGAUCAGCGACGAAGCGGGGUGCGCCGGGUCAGGCAGUAGCACCGCUGCCGGUGGGGAACGGGGGGACAGAGGAGGGGGCAGCAGCAGCAGCGCCUGUGUCCUAACCACACGUGGUCCCGGGGAUGUCGGAUUGGAGGGCGGCGGUGCUGGAGGCAGGGCUGGUACUGGUGACCCAACGGGGCCAUGCAGCUGCGAAGAGGAGCAGGACCAGCUUAUGACUCCAAUAAAACGGCGCUGUGUGGAAGGUGGGCACGCCGCUGCUUCGCCAUCCGCACCUGCGGCCCAGGAGGCGUCCACCACGUGUUGUUGUCGCUACUCGCGCCGCAAGCUGCCGCCCGGGGGCCGCUGCGGGCCUCUGUGGGAGGUAGUACAGCUGCCUGAGGCGACGCCGGCAGACCUGGAGGCACCGCGACCCUGCCCCCGCCUGACUGGAGAGCCGCCGACGCCGGCGCCCAUCACUGUAUGCCUGGUCCUGGUGCCGCCGACGCCGUUGCACCAUCCAAUGCUGCUCAUGCCCUGCGCGCGUCCACCAGUCACCAUGCGCAGCAUCUCUGCUCCUUCCUCGCGAUCCUUGGGGAGCAGCGGCAGCGCCGGCGAUGUUGCCGCCAACCCCGCAGGCGCUGUCAUGCCGCUGCAAAUCUUGCACGGCGACAUCAGCAGCAGCACCUUUGCCACGGCUGUCCUCGAAACAGAUGCACCACCACUUGCCGUACAUGCCGUACUUAAUGCACGGGCGCCAUGUUCGUGGUACGGCGGCACUCCCCUACUAUCUCUAGUGCUGCUAUUAUUACUGCUUCCGCUGCUGGAGGAAGAGCAGCUGUCGUUCAACAAGGCCCCGAGGCCGAUACUUCCGCAGGCGCCGCCUCCCCCGCCGCCGCCACUCCUAUGGGAGGAUGACACGCACACCGGCAGCAGAAUCAACCCAAACUCGAGCACAGGGAAAUCCGUGCAGACGUUCCCGGACACGGGUUCCUUAACCAUCCAGCUGAAGCCCUCCACAGCUCUCUCCAUGACCUGGCCCAAGCAGCAACCGCAGCAACAUGGCCAGCAGCCUAGCACAUGUCAUGGUCACGAUGUGCGGUCGCAGGUGUUUCUGCCGGGCAGCUCCCCGGCCGGUGGCCCCCACUUCUCAGGCUUUAAGGUGCAGUCUCGCAGCGCCCGCAGUCACUACUGGAAUUUGGUGGCUUGA
This is a messenger RNA of Volvox carteri f. nagariensis, 2046 nucleotides long. RefSeq lists its product as uncharacterized. Lineage: Eukaryota; Viridiplantae; Chlorophyta; Chlorophyceae; Chlamydomonadales; Volvocaceae. The transcript is spliced from 10 exons. The record is from RefSeq and is a predicted model, not a curated record. The coding region runs from base 1 to 2046 and encodes 681 amino acids.